AUGGCUAUGGCUGGGGGGUCACCGUCCGGCUUAAAUAGCUGGACUUUGGCUCUCAUGCGGCAACUGCCGGAGGAGAUGCUCGCCGAACCCUCAAGUUCGAGGCCAACCUCCACUAGUGAGGGUUUGGGGCAAGUCGAAGGCCCAACCCUCACCUGGUCAACUCUGUGCGUGGGAGGGAAAAUUCCCAAGCCUCCUCUCCCCGCCGUCGGCUUCAUCCGCGCCACCGCCGGCUUCAUCCGCGCCGCCGCCUCCGGCCAUGGAGCCUCUCCAGCCCCCGGUCACCCCUCCGCCGCUCCUCCGCCGCCGGCUUCAUCCGCGCCCGCGCCCGUGGCCGCGCCCGUGCUCGCCCCCGCCCCGCGCCUCCCGCCUCCGGCCACCUCGACCGACGCCGCCGUGGCGGAGAUGGUGACGGCCACCCACAUCGGCCAAAAACGGAGGUGGGCGGGCACCCACGUCGUGCCAAGCAAGCCGCCCGUGCCCCCCCCCCCCCCCCGCGGCGAAGGCGGCGAAACCGGCGGGGAAAGCAGCGAAGCCCGCCAAGCCGGCAACCUCCACCGUGGCUGCUCCCAAGCGCAAGGAGAAGCAGCUUGCAAGCCGCAAGCGAGGGGCAGAGCAUACCGCGACACCGCCACCGCCACCGUCGAGCACGGCCGCUCCAACGCCGCCAACCACGACCGACGUGUUCGAUGA
Aegilops tauschii subsp. strangulata is the source of this 690-nucleotide messenger RNA. The record is from RefSeq and is a predicted model, not a curated record. Lineage: Eukaryota; Viridiplantae; Streptophyta; Magnoliopsida; Poales; Poaceae.